Messenger RNA from Labeo rohita (rohu), 4349 nucleotides. RefSeq names its product serine/threonine-protein kinase Nek9 (gene nek9). The transcript has 23 exons. Gene Ontology annotation, biological process: protein phosphorylation. The record is from RefSeq and is a predicted model, not a curated record. NCBI's taxonomy places the organism in Eukaryota, Metazoa, Chordata, Actinopteri, Cypriniformes, Cyprinidae. Bases 338 to 3148 code for a protein of 936 amino acids. Gene Ontology annotation, molecular function: protein kinase binding; protein kinase activity; ATP binding. Gene Ontology annotation, cellular component: centrosome.
GAUGAUUUGAAUGGACGCGCGCCUGUUCAAAACAAACGCACGAAUGAAUCGAUUCCCUGUCGGAAAUGACUCCCAACAGCAACUUCGUCUUGUGUAGUUCAGUUUGGAAAAGAAGAAACGGGGCUGUAAGAAAGUAGUUUAAUCCGAUUAAAAGGCUAAAAGUGUGUUCGCGGGAUAGUUUGGCGCUCUUGCAGCGCAGAUGUGCGCGAUCUGAGGCGAUCUUUGAGACGGUCUGCGGGCGCAGGAGUCCAAUCAAUGCUCAGCAUACACUGAAGCAGGCCCAGAUCCAGCACAAACUUUACAGGCGUUACUGUGUGUCGUGUCGAGUGUGAGUAAGAUGUCUCUGGAGGAGUACGAGCGGCAUUACGGCUCUCUAAACUCAGAGUCGGGAUGUGAAUCAGUCAGUGGAAGAUCAUCGACAUCGGGAACUUUCGGCGGAGAAGAGGAGAAACUGCAUUACAUUCCCAUUCGAGUGCUGGGAAAGGGCUCUUUCGGAGAAGCGACUCUGUACAGACGCACUGAGGAUAACUCUCUGGUGGUGUGGAAGGAGAUCGACCUGAACUGCCUGUCGGAUAAGAAGCGCAGAGAUGUGAUGAACGAGAUCAGCAUCCUGUCCAUCCUGCAGCACAACAAUAUCAUCGCCUACUUCAACCACUUCAUGGACAAGAACACGCUGCUGAUCGAGCUGGAGUACUGCAACGGUGGAAACCUCUAUGACAAGAUCAACCAGCAGAAGGGAGUGCUCUUCAAGGAGGAGGUGGUGGUGUGGUACUUGUAUCAGAUCGCCGCUGCUGUCGCUCACAUCCAUAAAGCCGGCGUCCUGCACAGGGACAUCAAAACGCUGAACAUCUUCCUCACCAAAACCAACCUGAUCAAGCUGGGGGACUAUGGCUUGGCCAAGAAGCUGGACUCAGAGUAUUCAAUGGCUGAAACCUGUGUCGGUACUCCGUACUACAUGUCUCCUGAACUGUGUCAAGGAGUGAAGUACAACUUCAAAUCGGACAUCUGGGCCAUGGGCUGUGUCUUAUUUGAGCUGCUGACCCUCACCAGGACCUUUGAUGCCACAAAUCCUCUGAACCUGUGUGUGAAGAUCGUCCAGGGCAACUGGACCAUGGAGAUCAACUCAGACAUUUACACGUCGGCCCUCAUCAAGCUGGUGUACGAGUGUUUAGAUCAGGACCCUGAGAAAAGACCGACGGCGGAGCAGAUUCUAGAGCAGCCCGUCAUCUCUCGCGUGAGAGCAGAGCUGGAGGAGAGGGUGGCGACGCUUAAUUCGGCCAUCAAGAAACCCAAGUUGAGUACGGUGACGGAGACGCCGGUGGCGGUGGUGACGACGCGCUCGCGGGAGGUGUAUUUCUGGGGCGGAGGGAAGUUCACUCCUCAGAAGCUGGACAUGUUUAAGGGCGGCAGCAGCGCUCAGCACGUCUGCGCUGGAGAAACGCACUUCGCUGUGGUGACCGUCGAGAAGGAGCUGUACACCUGGGCCAGCGUUCAGGGAGGAGCCAAGAUGGUGGGUCAGCUGGGUCACGGCGACCAGGCCUCGUACCGACAGCCACGGAGAGUGGAGCGCCUGCAGGGCAAAGCCAUCAGACAGGUGGCCUGCGGCGCCGACUUCACCGCCUGCAUCACCGAUGAGGAUCAGAUGUACAUGUUUGGCUCUGAUUACUACGGCUGCGUGGGUGUGGAGAACACGCUGGGCAUGGAGGUGCUGGAGCCGGUUCUGCUGGAGUUCUUCCAGGAGCGUCCGGUCCGACAGGUGUCCUGCGGGGACAAUCACGUGGUGGCGCUGACCCGCAGCGGGGACAUCUACUCCUGGGGCUGCGGAGAGCACGGUCGACUUGGGGUGGACUGUGAGGACGAUUUCUCCUCUCCAAUGCAAGUGGAGGUUCCUAAGGGUGCCGUCAUUGAUGCCGUGUACUGCGGGAGCGACGGCACCUUCUUCCUCACUGAGUCUGGAAAGGUCUUAGCCUGCGGGAACAAUGAGCUCAACAAACUCGGUCUGAAUCAAGGCAUCACUGGAAUCAAAAAUCACCCGGGGGAAGGUUAUCAGGGGAUCCCGUACACCACCACCCUCACGCUGGUCAAGCUGCUCUCACGCUUUAAGAUCCAGUUCAUCGCUCCGGGAAAGACGCACACGGCCGCUAUAGACGAGCGCGGCCGUCUGAUGACCUUCGGCUGUAAUAAAUUCGGGCAGCUCGGAGUGAAGGACUUCAAGAAGCACCAGGGUGUUCAAAUCCUCGUGGGGCCCUUCGGAGGGAAGGUCGUCACCAAGGUGUCUUGUGGAGACGGUUUCACUAUCGCCGCCACAGAGGACAAUCAGAUCUUCGCGUGGGGGAAUGCGGGUAAUGGGCGCCUGGGAAUGCCUGCUGAUAAAGGCUUCGGCUCUGAGGUCUGUCCGGCUCUUCCGAGGCCCAUCUUCGGUUCCUUGCAUCACGUGCCUGAUCUGUCCUGCAGAGGCUGGCACACCAUCCUCAUCAUGGAAAAAGUCCUGAACUCCAAAACGAUCCGUUCAAACAGCAGUGGCCUGUCUAUUGGUAGUGGUCAGUGCUCGACGUCUUCCAUGGAUCUGGAGACGGACUCGGCCACAGACUCUGAGAUGCGUGAGGGGAUGCUGGGAGGAACCGUAGAGGCCGAUAUGGACGACAGAGGUCUGGAGACGCCCAUCUUCUCCAUGGACAGCAAGACCAAUGAGAGCUCCUGCCCCUCAUGGCUGCGCAAGGAGCUGCUGGAUGCUGAGUUCAUCCCUAUGCCGGAUGAUUCCCAAGACUCCAUGGACCCGCUGACGACGUCCUACACCGAGAGCGCCACGCUGCCGUACGAGGAACUGGACCACCUCAAAGCCGCCGCCGCUGCCACCACCGCCACCACGGAAAAGAGUCUUAUGCCGACUGCAUGUGUGGAUUACGAGCGGAUGAACGGCGUGGAGACGGGACGCUCUGAGCAGAGCUGCUGUGGCGCGAGCAUCGAGCUGGCACACCUUAGAGAAACCGUGAACCGACAGGAAGCCCAAAUUCAGCUGUUACAAAAACAGUUCAACGAUCAGCUGAAGGAGAACGAGAGACUGUGGAGAGCCAUUCAGAGCCUCAGAGGAGAUGCUGGACUUCAAGACAUCAGUCAAAACCACCAUUCAGCCCAUCAGGAGGAGUGAGAGAUCAGUCAGACAAACCUUAAAAGGACGCUUGAGUUGUUAGUGCUUACGGUGAGUGUGUUCAGAGCUAAAUCCAGCCAGAUUGAGGGGUUUCGCCAAAAUCAUUAGUGCCUUUUCAUAAGCAAAGACUGUACGAGUUCUUUCAUGCUGCUAAUGUCAAGCCAAAGCGCUCCGUGUCUUUUAGUGCCGUGCGAAUGUGUGAGCGGCACCGAGCAAGUGUUUUAUCUGGGAACAACAUGUUAGCGGUUUAAUCAUGAGACAAUCCCUCCACCAUGAAUGUAAGAAAAGUGUCAUAAACAGUUUGCUUCCCUCCAAAUGGGUUUAAUGCUUUCAUAUUUAACACAAUAUUGUUUUCACAUGCUGUUUUAUAAUGAGACGAGAUUGUUAAGCUUAAAGUGCCUCUAUAUUAGUUUUUCCUUAGUGUAUCAGUGUUAAUGUCAUUUGUACAGUGUUUCGCGAUGGCAAUCUGUUAUUCUCACAGGUUUUAUCUUUCCUGUGCAAGCAGCUCUAGUGCAACUGGUGUGUUUCAAUCAAAGAUUCUUAUAAAGCUACUUUACGUAUGAAUGUGAAGCCAAAACACGGUUUGUUUGGGUCACGGGACAGGACUGAGACGUUACUGUUCUCUGCUCUACUCUUCUGUAUGAUGUCUGCUGAGAUGUGCAACUAAAGUCCACGUGUUGAGUGACAGCUUUGCAGAAAUUUCACAUUUAUAUCAGAGUAAGUUUGUUGUGCGUACACAUGAUGUCAAAACUACUGAAUUUCUUGUAUUUUCAUUUCUUUAGCAUCCUUGCCUCUUAUAUUGUCAAAUGUUAGGUAACGACACCAAGUUUAUGCAAAUCUGUGGAGCGAAGGUAAAGCGCAGUACUUACACAUUGAGUUGUGACUGAAAGUGGGUCUUCGAGACUCGCUUAAGAUCAGAGAAAACCAGUGUUUUCAGAGAUCAGCUCCAGUGUUGCUGCCUCUGUAUUGCAUUGACAUUUGCAUGUUUUUUAAAGUAAGUGCAACCAAAUAUGUUUUUUGUUGUUUGUGUGUUUUAUUUAGAGUUUGUUUUAUAUUUUCCUUUGUUUUCUCCUUUUUCUAUACUCUGAAACGGCGUCAUAUAAUUGUGACUUGCUCUUGAGGUGUUCUUCUGCUUCAUACACCCAUAUCAGACACUGACUGAUGCACAUUUUGAAAUAAAAAACGGUGAGGCUAAAUUUCA